AUGCCUGUUGCGCUGUCGAGUCUUGUCCAGACCAGUUCAAAAUCGCCCUCUGUGCCUGUGGUUUCUACUGUGGGCGUUGUUGUGGCUGCUCCGUCUGGUGCCGUUGCUUCUGUUGUCGAUGGUGAUCCUAUUGUGGGUGCUAAGGUCCAUCCUAGACCUUCUUCUUUUGCUGGUGGACAAAGCAUUGCUCAUGUGACCAGAUUUGCUGCUCAUCCCUUGAAGGGGAUUCAUCCCCUUCCUUGUGCCAAGACCUCCCAUGUGGUGGUUUGUGGCCAAGAGGUUGUGGAAAAUGUUGAUUUCUACCAAUGCUGUGCGUUGAGAACUCUGAUGAAUGGUGGAUUUGUUGAAGCUGCUGUGUGUUGGGCACCUGGGGAAGCUCUGGUAAUGGAAGAAAUUCAAGUGGCUCCACCGCACGCUCUGGAAGUUCGCAUCGGAAUCAUAUGCACCGCUCUAUGUCACACUGAUCUCAGUAUUUGGAAUCUAAAACAGGAGGAUAACACACGGCAUCCUCGCAUUUAUGGCCACGAAGCAGUUGGAAGAGUGGAAAGUGUUGGGGAAAAUGUGAAGGGUAUUGAGGAGGGAGACAUGGUAAUACCUGUUUUUAGGCCACAUUGCACUGAGUGUGUGGAUUGCAAGUCAACCCAAAGCAAUAUGUGUGACAUCAGUUCAAAAAGCAGAAUUGAAGGACUGAUGAAAAGUGAAAAUGGUACCAGAUUCAGCAUCAAUGGGAAACCUAUAUACCAUUUUGUAGGUGUUUCCAGCUUCUCUGAAUUCACUGUUGUAGGGGUUGAUCAAGUUGUUAAAAUAAAUCCAAUGGCUGCUCCUGAUAAAGUUUGUCUUCUUAGCUGUGGGGUCACAACAGGAUUAGGUGGGGUUUGGAAGGUGGGCAAUGUAGAGAAAGGCUCCACUGUGGCUGUCUUUGGUUUAGGAACUAUUGGGAUGGCUGUAAUUCAAGGUUGCAGAAUCAGAGGUGUAUCUAGAAUCAUUGGUGUUGAUGUUAACCCUAUAAAAAUUGAUAUUGGUACAGUGAUGAUUGAUUUGAACCUCUUUCACCGUUGUUAUGCAUUAAAUUGA
Cryptomeria japonica (Japanese cedar) is the source of this 1074-nucleotide messenger RNA. RefSeq names its product alcohol dehydrogenase-like 1. The record is from RefSeq and is a predicted model, not a curated record. Gene Ontology annotation, biological process: formaldehyde catabolic process. The transcript is spliced from 7 exons. The coding region runs from base 1 to 1074 and encodes 357 amino acids. NCBI's taxonomy places the organism in Eukaryota, Viridiplantae, Streptophyta, Pinopsida, Cupressales, Cupressaceae. Gene Ontology annotation, molecular function: S-(hydroxymethyl)glutathione dehydrogenase [NAD(P)+] activity; zinc ion binding. Gene Ontology annotation, cellular component: cytosol.